AUGGUUAAAAAAAGCAAAACUUCAAAUAUUUUCAAAAAUAAUCCUGUUCUUUAGAAUCUCAAUCGUAGUAAGUCAAAUAACCAUAUUUUUUUUACAGAAGCAUACAAAAUUCCUUAAUAACCAAACGAACAAUUUGUAAAUAAAAUUGAUCCUGAAAAAUCUAUGCCAAAGAACCAAUUUACAUUUGGUAAUUUCAAAUACAAUGAAGAACAAUCUAUCCGUGAAGUCUUUGGAAUAUGA
Messenger RNA from Paramecium sonneborni, 240 nucleotides. The record is from the annotation of a GenBank genome assembly. NCBI's taxonomy places the organism in Eukaryota, Ciliophora, Oligohymenophorea, Peniculida, Parameciidae.